UCACUUAAGUACAUGAAUGUUUUGACGAAGCUAAAUUUGUAUAACCUAUACUGUAAAUUGCUGCUACAUACACUUCGAAAACAUGUGAAAACAUAUUAUAUUAGCUUACAAUCCAAAUGCAUGCCCAUGUACAAGCGACCAUGGCAAAUCCCAUUCACAGACCGGAUAUUUUUCGUUGGAAAACGACAAAGACAAAAACACCAGGCAGUAUUAAGGUGCAGCUGAAUGAGAAUGACAUAAAGCAGUGGGUGAAGAGGGUGGAGAAGGCUUCAGAGUUUGCUGUAGCUGAGGUGUUUUCCAUUAAGAGACCAUGUGGUAGAAAAAAAAGUAUGGCUCUGCAGAAUGUAGAGCAGCUACAGGAUCACAAUGAUGCGUACAGUGAAGCUCAGUCAAUUCUAAGUGAAUGGAUGAACCAGAAAUUACGUCUGGAGCUUGAAAUGGAUGAUGACGAGGAGGAAGAGGAGAAGGAAGAAUCCAAACCCACACAAUCCAGCUAUAAUAACUUUGAUGACAUGUACUUUCACCUAGCACAGGAAGAGGAGAACUCUGUAGUGCACAAUUUCCUCCAGGACCUGAUGGAAACCGAGGUGUUGGACUUUGGGAUAGUGGAGGACCUUAAAGUAGACUCUGAUCAGAAUAAGAAGAAAUGGAGGGACCCUAGCAUUACCAUGGAGGUGCGUCACAAGCAGGUAAAGGAGAACCGCAUGCGCAGAGAUGCAGAGCAUGAGAAACUGCGUAAAGAGAAGGAAGUGCUAAGGGAGGUGCGAGAGGAGGCGUGGCAACUGGAAAAGGAGAAGCAGCGAAAGAAGAGGCAGGAGGCACACAGACAGGAAGAACUGAUCCAGCAGGAGAUGAUUCGCCUACGCAGAGAGAUGGAGGAGAGGAGGAGUGUGGAGCAGCUUGCACGAAACAUGGAGAGGGAAAGACUUCAGAAACAAUGGGCCACUGAAAACUCUCUCAUUCCAAAACAUCACAAUUCCACACAGAAGAAACAGAACAAAGAUCUUCAACUUAAGCUGAAGAAGCUGGAAGCCAGAGUUCACCUUCUCGAUUUGCAAUGCAUGCACAGGCAUUUUACGGCAUGGUACUCGGUGAUAUUGGAAAGAAGGGUGCGCAUGGGCAAGACAGCGGCACUGUGUGAUUGGAGGAGGCAGCUGAGAGCGUGGCGGUCAUGGCGGGCUCUGGUCUGGGCAAGAAGAGAGGAAAAAGAAGCUGAAAGGACUGAGGAGGAGCUGAGACAGGAGCACAGGCGCUGUCAGCAGGCAGUGGAGAGUGACCGCAGGAGGCUUUUGAGGCGCUGCCUCAGUGAUUGGCGUGUGUGGUGUCAAGUAGAACAUCAUCGCAAGGAGCUUCUCCAACAACAAGAAGAAACCCGACGUAAAAUGGUUGUUUUGAUCAAUGCGGCAGCUUCUAGGAAACUAGGAGCAGAAAAAUCUCCACCAGUUAGUAACCUAUUUAAAACACUCAGUCCUAAAGAAAACAUCAGCCAUCAGGAUGUGGCAGCAGCUCCAGAAAGCAGUUCACUGACUGCACAAGCCUCAGAGACCCCGCCCACCCAGGCCUGGCAGGUGACGCGUCGCCAUGCCGCUCUCUCAUCUGCUGAGCUACAACAGCUCCGUCAGGGGCAACAGCAGCAGACCUCCCGAAGUGGAAGUGCAGAGCUUAGCGGUGGACAGUUCAAACACCGCCAUGCGGCUCUGCAGCUAACCGUAGCCGAGCAGAAGCGUCUUCUGAAAGAGCAACAGGAACAGAUUCGGCAUCUGCAAGAAAGACAGAACAUUCUGGAACAGAGGCAUGAGGCAGAGAAAAUUGCUCUGUUAGCAACAGGUCCUCCUGGAGCUACAAAUACAUGCUGUCUGCCUAAACCCAACACAGAGACAGCAAACCGAAUUACAGAAAAACCCGCAAGAACAAAGAGUGCCUCGGGGGAAAACACCAGCAGCCACACCAACCAAAAAGCAUCUCUGCAUUGUGCAGCUCUUCCCCAGCCUACAGUACAAGCCAUGAAGGAACGAGCACAGCAGCGUGCCGAACGCCGGAGAGAGAUAGAGGAGCGGAGGAGACAGAAACAGGAGGAGAAACUGGCUCAAAUGAAGGCAGCUGAGGAGGAAAGACUCAGAGCUGAGGAAGAGGAGAAACAAAAGGAGGUAGAGAGGAAGAAGGAAGAGAAGAGGCAGCAGAGAAAGAGGGAACUUGAGAAGCAGAAGAGAGCAGAACGGGAACAGGAACUGUCAAAGCGGGUGGCCCAGCACUACCUCAGAACCCUGUUACUGCACCGAGGCCUGGCACCAUGGAAACACCUACUGGAGCAAAGCCAUGUCAACACACAGACCCAUGCAGAGAGAGAGGCCAGUGCCAACCAGCUGUAUCACCGGAUCUUACUUCAGAGGGUUGUGUGUAGCUGGAAAAGGUUAAAAGAUCUGCGCUUUAUACUGGAAGCACGUGCAGAGCGGUUUCACAGGACACGGACCCAGAAGAAGGUGUUCAUGGCCCUGAUGGAUCACGCUACAGAGGAGCGAAUCACAGCCUGGGACAAUGAGCAACGGGCAGAGCAGCACAACAGCAGGAGAGCUGUCAAGAAGCGUUUUGCUGGCUGGAGGCGUCUUCCUGUUGUCCUGCGAGAACAGAAAGAAAGAGAGGCACGCAGAGAGCAGCUCAGACGUAAAGUGGCAGAGAUUUUGCCCGACUUCCGCUCCUCCCCUAUUGACUCCCCGUGGCGCUCCGUAAAUCCUCUUUAACUGCACACACAGGCUUUACAUGACAUCAUCAAAUGACACUGAAAACAUCUGCAGCUUGAUGAGCCACCAUGUUUAAUCAUUUUACGCGUGUUUAUUUUUCCAUGGUACAGUUUAAUCGAACAACUUGUAGAAUGGAAUGCAUUACAUUAUAAAACCGUCUCACAUGGGACAAAGAAACAUCCGGAUUCUGAAGUGCUUCUUUAGCAGUUUCUUUAGAAGGCAUUUAAUGAAAGGAAGCCAACUUUGAUUAAAAAACGCUGCAAUAAUUCCUGCACAUCAAAAAAUAGCUGGAUGGGACAUGCCACAGAUUUGUCCCCAGUUGAAGCACAUGAAAAGAAAAUACACACACAGGCACAAAGACCUCAAAUAACAAACAUGAAGCUCCACAUAAAACAUUCAUACUGAGAUGACAGUUUUAAAGCUGUGUGCUGUCUGGAUAUAGAUGCAGUGUUGCAUCACUUCUGAUGUUCCAAAUAGGCACUAAAUAAGGCUUGAUAUUCAAUGUUUGUUCACAUAAGACACACUUUGGAGUUGAGGGAACAAAUAUUAGCCAGUAAAAUCUAUAAUAGAGCCAACUAGCAGUGAAUGUAAACCAAAAAUGUGUGAUAUUUGUUAGUUUGUUUUCCUCUAAUUGUAAAUGCAAGUCACACAUGGUUCCCUAUGAUUGAAAUUACU
Messenger RNA from Sinocyclocheilus anshuiensis, 3413 nucleotides. Its product is annotated as coiled-coil domain-containing protein 191-like. The record is from RefSeq and is a predicted model, not a curated record. NCBI's taxonomy places the organism in Eukaryota, Metazoa, Chordata, Actinopteri, Cypriniformes, Cyprinidae.